Molecule: messenger RNA, 5506 nt
Organism: Perca fluviatilis (European perch)
Lineage: Eukaryota; Metazoa; Chordata; Actinopteri; Perciformes; Percidae
Product: inactive phospholipase C-like protein 2
Biological process (GO): lipid metabolic process; intracellular signal transduction
Molecular function (GO): phosphatidylinositol-4,5-bisphosphate phospholipase C activity
Source: RefSeq, a predicted model, not a curated record
CGUUUUGGGGCUCAUUGCGAUUGCGCUCUCGCAGUCUUGAAUUUGUCCCGCGGAUGCAUGUGAAAGGGGAAGCUCUCCUGUUUGCAAGCACUGCGAAAGUAAGGAGGACGCGAGGCGAUGCGCACAGCGGAGAGUCCAAAGAAGCGGACGAAGUGAGCGAAACAGAUUUCUGAGGACAAUGAGACGAAAGUGCAAGCUGUAAACAUAAACGGCAGCAGCAAACCUUCAGCAUAUAAAUCAGUAUUCCCAGGGCUUUUGAGCACACGCCUCCAGAAAGCUAAUCGGAGGAGGUCGCGUGCGGGGGUACGCCGUCUGCUCAUUAUCUGAACCAGGACGGCUCCGACCAUCCGGCUUCAGACGCUCCGGUGCGUCCGAUGAUGUACCAGCACUAGUGAUCCAGAGAAGAAGACGAGCCGCCCUGCACAGCAAGUCCACCGUGCUUUGAGAUGGGCUGUUUUUACACUGAGCAGGGAAGGGCAUUGCUGUAACGGGUCAUGGCAGGGGUACACGCUUCAGAUGUUGUGUCGGGACAUGUUCUGGAUCCUAUCAUCGGCGCCCCGCCAGCCCAGGGCGCGACCAAUACAGCGGGAAUCACCGGCGGUGCGGCCGCGCUGACUCUGACCAGUACCCGGGCGUACUUGGAGGUGUCGGCCGCUGCCCAGGGCUACGGGGCCGAAGGAGUUUACACCAAUGGACGGUACAGGGAGCACGGCUGUCCAAGGACCGGGAGUGGCAGCCGUGAUAAUUCCGCCGAGAGAAGUCAGGGAGCUGGAAACAUACCUUGCGGCAUCAUGAAGGAUGGUUCCAAACAGAGGCAGGUGAGGAAGAAAACGGUGUCCUUCAGCUCAAUGCCAAAUGACCGCAAGAUCAACAGCACAGCUGCUUGCAUGGCCUUUAUGAUGGAGGGUUGUGAGAUGAAGAAGGUGCGCUCUAACUCACGCAUGUACAACCGCUACUUUCUGCUGGAUCCAGACAUGCACUGGCUCCGUUGGGAGCCAUCAAAAAAGGAUUCAGAAAAGGCCAAACUAGAGAUCAAGGGCAUUAAGGAGGUCCGUUUGGGAAAGAAAACCCCAGUUUUGCGCAGCAAUGGUCUCUCAGAUCAGUUCCCUGAUGAAUGUGCCUUCUCAAUCAUCUAUGGGGAUAACUAUGAGUCCUUAGAUUUGGUAGCCAGUACAGCAGAUGUCGUCAGCACCUGGGUGAUGGGCCUGAGGUAUCUGGUGUCUUAUGGCCGGCACACUGUAGACAUGGUAGAACCCAGCCAACCGAGUUUGCGAACGUCUUGGAUUGGCUCAGUGUUUGAACUGGCAGAUAUGGAAAAGGAAGGACACAUAGACCUGUUCAGGGCCACCCAGAUAAUCAAGGGGCUCAACCCUGGAAUGAAAGAGUCUAGGAUAGAGCUGAAGUUCAAGGAACUCCAGAAAGCUAAAGACCAAUAUGGAGAGAGCAUUAACAUGGACACCUUUGUGGAGGCCUACUGUGAGCUCUGCACACGGCCAGAGAUCUUCUUCCUACUGGUACAGUUCUCCAGUAACAAGGAGUAUCUGGACAGUAAAGAUCUGAUGCUAUUCGUGGAGGUUGAGCAGGGUGUGGAAGGUGUAACGGAGGAUAUGUGCAGGGAUAUCGUUCAGAAAUUUGAGCCAUCCGCCGAAGGUAGGGAGAGGGCCUACCUCUCCAUUGAUGGCUUUACACAUUACCUCCUCUCCUCCGAAUGCCACAUCUUUGACCCUCAGCACAAACGUGUGUGCCAGGAUAUGACCCAGCCUCUGUCCCACUACUACAUCAACUUAUUUUUUUUUUUUUUUUUUUUUGAGAUAGUCCACAUCAAUGCAUCUAAAAAAAAAAACCCCCAAGCUCUAAGAAUGGGCUGUCGCAGCAUUGAAGUCAUUGUAUGGGAUGGCCCUGAUAAUGAACCAGUGGUGUAUGUGGGUAGUUCUGUAGCCUCACAUCUAGCUUUCUCUAAAGUCCUGGACAUUAUAAACCAAUAUGCUUUUGAGAGCUCAGAGUAUCCCUUGAUUCUCUGCCUAGUGACCCACUGCUCCAUCCCCCAGCAGAGGGUCAUAGCACAGCAUAUGAAGAAGAUUCUUGGGGACAAGCUGUAUGUUGAACCCCCAUUCAAGGAGGAAAACUACCUACCCUCCCCUGAGAAACUCAAAGGUAAAAUCCUCAUUAAAGGUAAGAGGCUACCGCCCAACUGCACUGAUGAGGGUGACGUGACAGAUGAGGAGGAGGGUCUGGAAAUGUCUCGAAGAGUGGGAGCUGAUGAGAAGGACCAGCUAAAUGGCUUAAGCUACAGGAGACUCAGACUGUGCAGGGAGCUCUCUGAUCUUGUAUCUCUCUGCAAGUCAAUCCAGUUUAGGGACUUUGAGAUCUCUAAGCGAGACCAAAAAUACUGGGAGAUAUGUUCCUUCAAUGAGGUUGAUGCAAACAGGUUUGCCAAUGAGUUCCCAGAGGAAUUUGUCUGUUAUAACAAGCGCUUUCUCUCCAGGGUAUAUCCCACACCUAUGAGAAUUGAUGCCAGCAACAUGAACCCCCAGGAUUUCUGGAAGUGUGGCUGCCAGAUUGUGGCCAUGAACUACCAGACGCCAGGCCUGAUGAUGGACCUCAACCUAGGCUGGUUCAGGCAGAAUGGAAACUGUGGGUAUGUUCUGCGGCCAGCCAUCAUGAGGGAGGAGGUGUCCUACUUUAGUGCCAAUGCUCGGGACUCACUGCCAGGAGUGUCUGCCCAGCUUCUUCACAUUAAGGUCAUCAGUGGGCAAAAUCUGCCCAAGCCUCGCGGCUCUGCAGCUAAGGGUGAUGUGGUGGAGCCCUACAUAUAUGUGGAGAUCCACGGCAUUCCAGCUGACUGUGCUGAGCAAAGAACCAAGACUGUGUCCCAGAAUGGUGACAACCCUAUUUUUGAUGAGAGUUUUGAAUUCCAGAUAAAUUUACCAGAACUUGCAGUACUGCGCUUUGUGGUGCUGGAUGACGACUACAUUGGAGACGAGUUCAUUGGCCAGUACACCAUCCCAUUUGAGUGCCUACAGCCAGGCUAUAGACAUGUCCCCCUACAGUCACUGACGGGAGAGUUCCUACCCAACACCACCCUGUUUGUCCAUGUAGCCAUCACCAACAGGAGGGGUGGAGGAAAGGCACAUAAGAGGGGUCUGUCUGUCAGGAAGAGCAGAAAGGCCCGGGAGUACACCACCACCAAGACCACAGGGAUCAAAGUAGUGGACGAGCUCUUCAGAGCUUCCACCCAGCCCCUCAGGGAGGCCACAGACCUCAGAGAAAAUGUGCAGAAUGCCAUGGUGUCCUUCAAAGAGCUCUGUGGCCUGACCCCGGCAGCCAACAUGAAGCAGUGUAUCCUGACGAUGUCAUCCUGGCUGAUGAACAGUGAGCGGUCACUGAAGGUAACAGUGGACCUGAGCGAGACUUACCCCACCAUGGAAGCACAGGGUCCUGUACCUGAGCUGCUGCGCAAAGUGCUCAACGCCUAUGACAUGAUGAUUCAAACCAGCAGAACACUGAUUGAGUCGGCUGAUGUCGUCUACUCGAAGCUCACACAAGCCCAGAGGGCAGGUCUGGACUUCCAUGAGGACCUGCACCGCAUUGGAGCAAAGGAGGGUCUGAAAGGCCGCAAACUUCAGAAGGCCAUGGAGAGCUACGCUUGGAACAUCACUGUCCUCAAGGGCCAGGCAGACCUGCUGAAGCAUGCUAAGAGCGAGGCACUCGACACUCUGCGUCAGAUCCACUGUGCAGCUCAGUCCUGUGGUCUCAGUAAGAACGGAGCGGCUUCGCCACAGCUCCAGCACCAUCCUCACCACCAGCCACAGCAAGUCCACAUACAGCAACAGCCUCAGGCCAAGACCCACCCACAGCCUCCUCCACUGCACCAGUCCCAAACUCAGCCCCAGUCCCAAUUCCAAUCCCAGACAGCACCACAGGCUUAUCUCCAUCCCCAUUCCCAGCUACCAGCUCUCCCUCUGGUUCAAACUGUUUCAAAACCACCGGCCUAUACUCAACCCCCACCCCUCCCCCAGUUUCAGUACCAGAGCCAGCAGCAGAGGGCAGCAGGCCCUCUGGACGCCAUCCAUGAGAAAGAGAUGGUCGGUGGCGAUCCCGUGGGAUCAUGCUGACCCGCAGCCUGUGCCCACAGAGAAUCCUACCCAAAGAGAGACAGACAGGGCGAGAUGGAGAAGCAGAAGAGUGUCGAAGAAAAUCUGGAGGCCAGUAACGAAAGGGAGAUGGGUGAAGUGGCUGAUAGAAUUAAAGAGAUGAUAAUGGUGAGAAAGACUCGUCGUGUUAGAAGUGAGACACAAGUCUGAGAGCAGGUUUGAGUUGGCUGAAGUUGAAAAGAAGAAGAGACCUCACACUUCAAUCACACAUUUCGAAACAGGAAGUAAAACUAGAAAGACCAUGUUUACCUAUCACUGUCAUGGAUUUGGAAGAUAAUCGUCCAUCUGAUCCAGGAAGUUUAGGUCUCUUCUGUCUUCUCUCUUGUGAAAAGCGAAAACGGUAACAGCUGGUAACAAACGUGUGGUGUGUGUUUCUGCAUAGGAAUGUGCUCAGCAGUUGGAUAUCCCUGUCUCUCUCUCUGGGCAGUGCUAAUUACAUGCCCCUCCAUUAUGUUCUCUAGCUCUGUGGGUACAGGCUUUACCUCACUCCAUGUGUUUGAGCUUUUAUUUUUUCAUGCUCAUGCACUCUUCCUCUGCCAUCUUAGACGUAAAAGCUAAGUGCAAACCCUCACUCCUUAUAAUGAAGAGGACGGCAUUUUAAUUUUAAGUGCACAACAUAGAGCAGCUUGACCAGGCUGAGCUCUGUAGGCAUCACAGAUGUCCAUUUUAGCACAAACCAGGAAGCUGUAUAGCCUAAAUAGAAAAACCAAACCACACCUGUUGAUGUGUUCAGUCACACUGAUGCUCUUCUUGCACCCCUUGCUGGUGUCAACCUCCAUUUAGCCCGGUGUCAUUCCAUAGGAUAUAAGUUCUUUAGCAUUCCUGGACUCUCCCCACAGGGUCUCCUUCUCUCCUCCCCAGGGGCUGUGUGUGUGACGUUACGUGAGUCGGUGUUUUGGUCCCCAGGUUGGAGCUAGCCCACGUCUGUAAGUGGAGGAGAUCAACCAGCCAAUCACGACUGGAAUAGUUGACUCUGCCUGUUAGAGGAAACAUGGUACUGUCAAUAGAAACAAAACAAAGUGAAUAUAGAUGUAAACUGUAUGUAAAAUGUACGAAGGGAACAUAUAUUGCUAAAAUAAUUCUUGCAGACACAGACAUUAAUGAUUGAUAUUAUAAUUGUUGUUAGUUCUAUUGAUAUUCUGAUUUUUUUUUUAACAUUACUUCCACAUAUACAGUGAUUUGACACAUGAUGUUGUGUGGUGCAGUUCAUGUGGGACUGGAACGAGGGAUAACUGGUUAGUACCACAACACGAGUGUCAAAUAAUAAACCUGACAUGUGUUUCACUGCAAAGUGAGUGUGGAUUCUGUAAAAGCUCCUUUAAGUGGCCCAUUAAAACUGGCUUCAUUGUUUA